AUGUCAACAACAGGACCACUCAACGAUGAAGAAGUUUUUAACGAGAUGAAGAAAAUGGUUGCCUUCAUCAAACAAGAAGCUAUCGAAAAGGCUCGUGAAAUAAAAGUGAAGGCUGACGAAGAAUUCAACAUUGAAAAGGCCAAGAUUGUUCGUCAAGAGUCCUUGAAUAUUGACGCUGUCUUUGAGCGAAAGAUUAAACAAGCCGAAGUUCAAAAGCGAAUUGCUCAGUCAAAUCACAUCAAUAAAACUCGUCUCAAGAUUCUUCAAGAACGUCAACAAGUGCUUGAUGAAGUGUUUGAAGAAGCCAAUCAGCGUAUUCAUCAAGUAUCUGAUGAUCAAGAGACCUAUGCUGCUUUGCUCGAAGGGCUCGUCCUUCAAAGUGCUUAUGCUCUUAUGGAACCCGAGAUGGUCAUUCGUUGUCGUGAAAAAGAUGUUGAUGCUGUCAACGGUGUCCUCGAGGCUGUUGCUGAUAAAUAUGAAGAAACCAUGAAGCACAGACCUACGUUCACUAUCAGUGAAGAAUAUCUUCCCGAAUCAAGUGCUGGUGGUGUUAUUAUGAGCGGCCACUAUGGAAAGAUUACAGUCAAUAAUACCCUUGACGCCCGUUUGGACAUUGUCAAAGAUGAAAUGUUGCCUCAAAUUCGUGUUGCCUUAUUCGGACACUCUCCCAACAGAUCCUUCUUUGAUUAA
Molecule: messenger RNA, 690 nt
Organism: Rhizopus microsporus ATCC 52813
Lineage: Eukaryota; Fungi; Mucoromycota; Mucoromycetes; Mucorales; Rhizopodaceae
Product: ATPase, V1/A1 complex, subunit E
Exons: 6
Coding region: 1-690 (229 amino acids)
Biological process (GO): proton transmembrane transport
Cellular component (GO): proton-transporting two-sector ATPase complex, catalytic domain
Molecular function (GO): proton-transporting ATPase activity, rotational mechanism
Source: RefSeq, a predicted model, not a curated record